This is a messenger RNA of Saccoglossus kowalevskii, 642 nucleotides long. RefSeq names its product PDZ and LIM domain protein 5-like. Gene Ontology annotation, molecular function: actin binding; muscle alpha-actinin binding. Gene Ontology annotation, cellular component: stress fiber; adherens junction; Z disc. Lineage: Eukaryota; Metazoa; Hemichordata; Enteropneusta; Harrimaniidae. Gene Ontology annotation, biological process: muscle structure development; actin cytoskeleton organization. The record is from RefSeq and is a predicted model, not a curated record.
AUGGACUUGGCAAUGUACACGUAUCCCCUGACUCCUCCUCCACUAAGUCCAGAUGAACGGAUAGCCCAAGCUCUGGCAGCUGAGGGCGACAUAGUCUCCGGGAAGCCAUUAUCGGCUCCAAAUCAAUAUGCUGCUGCAGCUAGAGGCCCCAUGGGACCAUCAAAGCCAUUGCCACCCCGCCCUUCUGGAAUUCCUCGACAGGCCAUUCAGAGAGGAGCUGUGACAAAGUCAAGUGUACCGCCCGGAACUCGGACACCAAUGUGUGAUAGCUGUGGUGAGACAAUCAGAGGUCCAUUUGUGAAUGCCAUUGGAAAGAACUGGCAUCCUGAUCACUUUCAUUGUUCUCAUUGUUCCACCAAUCUGAUGGAGAUGGGUUUCGUGGAAGAAAAUGGACAGCUGUUCUGUGAGAGAGAUUACGCUGCCUACUUCGCUCCCAAUUGUUCUAAAUGCCAACAACCUAUCAUUGGGGAUGUGCUAAAUGCCUUGGAGAAGUCCUGGCAUCCUGAUUGCUUUGUCUGUGCUCAGUGUCAUCGGCCAUUCUCAGCAAUUGGAGCUGGAAGUAGCUUCCAUGUGGAAGAUGGAAUGCCUUAUUGUGAACAAGAUUGGAACCAGAUGUUCACUACUAAAUGCUCUGGAUGUAAC